CAGUUUUCUUGAACGCGCCUGUGAUUUAACAGCGUAAAAGAAAACCACAAAUUUUUCAUUAAUUCUUAUCGUCAGAUUUCGGAAAAUUAGUCGCGGUGUUGUUAGGUGGGGCGUAUUUUUCAUCGCCGUAUAAGUACCGCAACAGCGCCUACCUACAUGAGUGACAAAGCAGAAGAGGACGUAGCCGGGGUAUUGGGGAACAGUUUCCACUUGGAAAUGAUCUCGAAAAGACUCUUGCUGUUCUUCGCCUGGUUCGCCGGCACCCUUGGCGUGCUGGCCUACAGCCCUUGGCUGCACCCUCUGCUCGCAUGGCUCGCCAUUCUGGUGGUGGCCUCCUUUGUGGCCACCUGGGGCGUCACUCUGGCCGCCUCCAAAUUGCCCAAGAAGUACAUCAAAAACCUCGAAUACACCGGAAUUUUGAUAACAGGCUGUGAUUCAGGAUUUGGUCUGCAAUUGGCCCUCCGCCUGCACUUAAUGGGGGUUGCGGUGUAUGCAGGGGUGUUGAACGAAAACUCGGAGGGUGCCAGACAACUGAAAGCAAAGAACUGCGCGCAACUGAAAGUGGUGCCGAUGGACGUGACGAGCGACGUAGACGUGCAGCGGGCGGUCAAGUUCAUCAACGCAGACCUGGGCGAACGCAAGUUGCAGGCCGUCGUCAAUAAUGCGGGAGUGACCGCGGUCACGGAGGUUGAAUGGUGCCCUCUCGAGACGUACAGACAGGUUCUCGAGGUCAACGCCCUGGGACCUAUCCGUGUGACGCAGGCUUUUCUGCCCUUACUGCGAAAGGGGAACGGAAGCAGAGUGGUCGUGGUUGCUUCCCUGGCAGGUCGCUACACAUUUCCUGGCUUCACCGCCUACUCAAUGUCAAAGAGCGCGGCCGUGUCGUUUGCUGACGGCCUCCGCAGAGAAAUGAAAAAAUGGUCCAUCACAGUGCACACGAUUGAGCCGACCCUUUACAAGACGCCACUGACGAAGCCGAAGAUAAUUCAGGGAACAAUGCAGGAGCACUGGGACAGCAGCCCGGACAAUGUCAAGAAAAUCUACGGCGAGGAAUAUUUUGCCGAAUUCAAGAAAAUCAUCAGUGGACUUUUAACAAAGGCCCGCGAGCCACAGCAGAUUGCCGAAGUGAUCGACGACAUGGUUGACGCAGUCAUUGGAGAUGAGCCCAAGAUGCGGUAUGUGCCAAGUGUGGCUGCCCAGUUCCGCAGUCAAGUCAUUACAGCAAUGCCGAUGCACAUGCAAGACUUUGUCCUUGGAAUGACCCAACCGAGAACACCUCCAGCUGCCAUGUUGCAAGACAGCAUGCGAUUGAGGAGAUCCGAUCCCCUGGGUAUGGGGAAAACUCUGCAACGCCUCAAGUCUGUUCCACACUGGUUCUACAAAGAUAGAAGCAUCAUUUUCCAAUUUCCCGAGAUUAAUGCAGUGGAGAAGAAAAUUAAGGAUGAAGUCAAGAUGGCACAGGAGGUCGAGGAACAAAUCAUUUCAGAAGUACUGCCUGAUGAGGAAAGCGAAGGAAAAAUGACAACGAUCGAGCCAGAAAUUAUGGAAGAAGACAAAAAUGACUUAAGUUUGUCAAUUUAGGUGUGCAAUUGUCAGACCAAUAUAUAUGCAAAAUCUCUUAUACAAAGUGGAUCUCACUUGGAAACUAAAACUAUAUUCAAUAGUGUUAAUCUUAAUACUCUCUUUUUGUAAUAAUUCACAUUUGCAUUUAUUUUAGUCUUUUUUUACUAUUUUGCUUUGAAAAAUUAGUUUUCACUGUUGCUAAUCAAUAAAAUUUUGAGUGUAUUUUGUAAUCACAUUCUUAAAUUAGAUGACAUUGAACCUUGCACAAUGGUGUGUUUGGUCAUUAAAUUUAUUAUCACUUGCCUUUAACAUUUUCAG
This is a messenger RNA of Neocloeon triangulifer, 1881 nucleotides long. Its product is annotated as short-chain dehydrogenase/reductase family 9C member 7-like. The transcript has 7 exons. Gene Ontology annotation, molecular function: oxidoreductase activity. The coding region runs from base 157 to 1581 and encodes 474 amino acids. The record is from RefSeq and is a predicted model, not a curated record. Lineage: Eukaryota; Metazoa; Arthropoda; Insecta; Ephemeroptera; Baetidae.